UGCAAAUUUUAUUGGUACAAUAGGUGCAUCAGAUUUAGGUUUUGGUUUAGCAAUUUGCAUUAAUCUCUCAAAUUUGACACUUGAACUUUAGUACAAUUUAAUUUAUGAUGAAGGUGCAUCAGGCUUAGGUUCAGCUUUAGCAAAAUGCAUUAAUCUCUCAAAUUUGACACUUGACCUUUAGUCUAAUUAUUUUGGAGAUAAAGGUGCAUCAGGCUUAUGUUCUGCUUUAGCAAAUUGCAUUAAUCUCUCAAAUUUGACACUUAGACUUUGUUACAAUUCAAUUGGUGCAAUGGGUGCAUCAGGCUUAGGUUCAGCUUUAGCAAAGUGCAUUAAUCUCUCAAAUUUAAAACUUGAUCUUCGGUCUAAUUAAAUUGGUGAUAAAGCUGCAUCAGGCUUAGGUUCAGCUUUAGCAAAAUGCAUUAAUCUCUCAAAUUUGACACUUUACCUUGAGUAAAAACAGUUUAUUUGUUUUGAAUUGUGA
Molecule: messenger RNA, 481 nt
Organism: Tetrahymena thermophila SB210
Lineage: Eukaryota; Ciliophora; Oligohymenophorea; Hymenostomatida; Tetrahymenidae
Product: cyclic nucleotide-binding domain protein
Exons: 5
Biological process (GO): nucleocytoplasmic transport; activation of GTPase activity
Cellular component (GO): nucleus; perinuclear region of cytoplasm; cytosol
Molecular function (GO): small GTPase binding; GTPase activator activity
Source: RefSeq, a predicted model, not a curated record